UAUUCGUUCAGAGACUGUCUUGAAACAAAGUUGACAACUUGGAGGUAGAGGCUAUGGAGCUGCUGUCAAAGGAGCCUUGGAAACUGAAAUUUCGAAGGAAGGAAACUAAGUCAGAACCAAAUAUGACAACUAACAUAUUAAAGGAUUUGCUGAAAAUACCAGAGAAAUAUCACGUUGUUCAGCAAUUCAACCAGAGCGUCAUCUUUGCUUCACAAAGAACCAAAGAAUACAUUGGAUUCGAGGACCCUGAGUCCAAACUGAAGGUAAAUAAUUCGAUGUUGACUGAUAUUUUCCUGAUGACCUACAUUAACCGAAGCAUUCAGUGUCAGCUGACAGAAUCAAUCAGUUGUACAAAGAUGACUGACGAGCAAACAAUCCUUUUGGGUACGGAUUGGGUUUGGGCUGUGCAGGACGCAUCUUCCAAAAACCCCAAGGUGCAGAUUGCAGUGCAAGCCAUUCACAUGGAGAACAAAGAAGACCAAGCAAUGAAGAUGAGAUUUCAGGCGACUGAGUCCUUGAAGCUGGCAAGGCAAGAGACAAUCAACAAAACCGACCCUGAGAAAUUCAGCGAUUUCUGUUCAUCGAUCGGGAAAGACUGUUACGGACUAUUUCUUUUCUUUGGGCUCAAGGGUGACCCGAAGACCAUCUGUGGCAUCCUGAGCAAUGACUUCCACGCACACUUGGGAAGUGGCCAAGAGGUUGACAACACUUUCUUGCUGGAUUGCAUUGAGAAGGCUAAGACUUUUGUCACUCCAGGAAGAAUGUUGGAGCUGAUCCUUCAGAAAGGAGGUGUACCAGACAGCUUAAAGCCAAUCUGUGUCAAGUUUACACAAUAA
This is a messenger RNA of Rhincodon typus (whale shark), 836 nucleotides long. It is a transcript of the gene rep15, whose product is annotated as RAB15 effector protein. Gene Ontology annotation, biological process: receptor recycling. The coding region runs from base 54 to 836 and encodes 260 amino acids. Lineage: Eukaryota; Metazoa; Chordata; Chondrichthyes; Orectolobiformes; Rhincodontidae. The transcript has 3 exons. The record is from RefSeq and is a predicted model, not a curated record.